Vollenhovia emeryi is the source of this 1822-nucleotide messenger RNA. RefSeq lists its product as uncharacterized. The annotation marks the transcript as partial. NCBI's taxonomy places the organism in Eukaryota, Metazoa, Arthropoda, Insecta, Hymenoptera, Formicidae. The transcript has a single exon. The record is from RefSeq and is a predicted model, not a curated record.
UGCGACGAUAUCGGCGAUAACGUCGUAUCCGUAGACGUCGCCACCGCUACCACCGAUACCACCACCACCACCACCGCCACCACUACCACCACCACUACCGCGGUCGCUGAUUGUUGCUGCUUUAACCGACUCAGUCGCAUCGAUUCUUACAAUCACUGGUAUCAGAGAUACGAAUGCGGAUUCUGUUACUUCUGCUCUUACGGCCUCUAUUGCCCUCUGGAAAACCCCGGAGACUUUUGUUGCGCCUGCGGCCCUUGUGAGGUACCCAAGAACGUGGAGGUAGACAUUGAUCAUUCCGUGUCCAACGUCAAGGAAUCUAAACUCCUUAGUUGACGUUCAUCCGGGUGAUGCGAGCUUGGAUACGGGAGCGGUAUGCGAAAUAAGUCAUCCCUUCGGCAUAGAGGAUGAUCGGGAAACGCGGUAACAAUAAAAUCAUGGACCGAAAAAGCGGCAUGCUCGGACGACGAACGUAUGAUAUCGUCGAUGAUGUGAGAAGCGAGUAGGCAAGUAUGGGCGCGCGGAGCAUUCUCAUCACCGAUCUCUCCGCGGCCUUCCGUCGCGAGUGCUGCUCUUUCUAGGCAUUCGUAAACAUAAACUCGGUGGCGGUCGCUGCAGCCAAGUUAGGACCGAACGCUGGUACACGGCUACAGUUGCGGUGUGAGGCAACCAAAAGACUAUAAAGACUCCAGAAACGAUGUGUUGUGCCUAAAAAACAAAAAUGAAAAAAACAGGAGUCGGAGAAGAUUAGGGAGAUACGAUGGAAAAGACGUUCCUCUGAUGAGUUGUAACAAAAGGACGGACGUGAAACCGCAGUAGAGGGGCAAAACGGUCUUUAGAUUAGUGGAACGAGUGUCGCUUUUAUUGACUAAACACAACAUUUUCGGGGAACAGACGCCGGCAUCGUCCCGGAACGAGCGUUUAUCGGCGGAACGGACGUCGACGUUGCGUACAGCGAGUCCUGGACGAGGUCGCGUUAGGGAGGAAGCGGAAACGAAGAAAAGGAACAGAGUCGAAGGUGGACGCGGAAUACACCACGGCGGAACUUGGUACAAACUGGGAAGAGAGUGGUCAAGUGAAUAGACGGCUCGGGCGAGGCGCAAUCCCCCUGUUUCGAUUUUUCGUUUGCCUCCUUCCGCUUCUCUCGCGGAGUCGAUCGCAUGCCGGACAGCAGGGGGAGAGAGGAGGGGGGGGGAGAGAAUGAGAGAGAGGAAAGGAAUGGAAAGGAGUAUUUUUGGUGAGGGAGGAAACACGUUGCGGGCUACGGAAAGAUAUAUAUAUAUACAUACAUAUAAAUUAAAAAUAUAUGUAUGUAUAUAUAUAUAUUCAAGUAUAUACAGAUAUAUGUAUAAAUUUAUGUAUAAAUAAUUAAUGUGUGGCUGUGAACACAUUUCAUUUAGAUACUGUGUAUAACGUGAUAAGAUUUAAUUCGGGAAGAUAUGAUGUUAGCGGGGCGGAACGGACGACGCGUCGGAGAGGGAAAGAAGAAGCGCGGGCAACGUGCGCGCGAAGAGGGAUACGCUUCCGAGCAGCGUUUCUUUACGCGAGCGAGCGAAAAUACAAUACAAAUAUACAAAUGAACACAUACAUAUAUAUACAUAUAUAUUAUAUACAUAUAUAUAUUUAUUAAAAAUAUAUAUAUAUAAUAUACGCAGGCGCAUGCACUCGCAUAUAUCCGUAACACGUACACCGGACGCGUCCGACCCCGACCGUGCUUUUCUCGGGCGACAAAUACCAACGCCGUGUGCCGAAGAAACGCAGGACACGGUGCUAAGGCCGGUAUUCAUAGUCCGUUCUUAUAUUUAAGAUCAUCUUAAGUAUACUC